This is a messenger RNA of Calypte anna (Anna's hummingbird), 960 nucleotides long. Its product is annotated as riboflavin-binding protein. NCBI's taxonomy places the organism in Eukaryota, Metazoa, Chordata, Aves, Apodiformes, Trochilidae. Gene Ontology annotation, molecular function: riboflavin transmembrane transporter activity; signaling receptor activity; riboflavin binding. The transcript has 6 exons. Bases 129 to 845 code for a protein of 238 amino acids. Gene Ontology annotation, cellular component: external side of plasma membrane. The record is from RefSeq and is a predicted model, not a curated record.
AUAAAGUAGAAAAUAAGAAAAGCAAUUUAUUGUGUUCCUGGUUCCAGGGAGAAGUUUUCCUGAGGGAAAGCAAAAGAGAAAAAAAGGAUAUAGACUUUUCUCCACACAAGAAAAAGAACUGAACAACAAUGUUGAGGUUUGCUGUCACCCUCUUUGCUGUCAUAAUGUCAUCUGCCUGCCAAAAAUAUGGAUGUCUGGAGGGGGACACCCACAAACCAAAGCCAAGUCCUGAGCCAAAUCUGCAUGAAUGCACUCUGUACUCUGAAUCUUCCUGUUGCUAUGCAAACUUCACAGAGCAAUUGGCUCAUUCCCCAGUAAUUAAAGUAAACAACAGCUACUGGAACAGAUGUGGGCAGCUCAGUAAAUCCUGUGAAGAUUUCACAAAGAAAAUUGAGUGCUUUUACCGGUGUUCCCCACAAGCCUCUCGCUGGAUCAAUCCGAACGAUGCUGCCGCUAUUCAGUCUGUUCCCUUGUGCCAAAGCUUUUGUGAUGACUGGUAUGAAGCCUGCAAAGAUGAUUCCAUAUGUGUUCAUAACUGGCUGACAGACUGGGAAUGGGAUGAAAGUGGAGAAAACCACUGUAAGAAUAAAUGUACUCCAUACAGUGAGAUGUAUGCAAACGGGACUGACCUGUGCCAGAGUAUGUGGGGUGAGUCAUUUAAGAUGAGUGAAUCCUCCUGCCUCUGCUUGCAAAUGAACGAGAAGGACACGAUUGCAAUGAAGUAUCUGCUCUCGGAGAGUUCAGAGGAAAGCUCCAGCAUCAGCAGCAGUGAGGAACGUGCCUGCCAAAGGAAACUCCGGAAGUUUGAGAAACUAAAGGGAGAGGAAGGGGAACAGACAAGAUAAAAGCCAGCGAAUGUAUAUCAGGACAAGAGAAAUGGUGGUGGAGGCUGGACUGAGGGAAUCAAGCCAGCCUGCCUUCCUUUCUAGAACACAAUAAAUCAAUGGCUGGUUAUAUUAA